Molecule: messenger RNA, 4539 nt
Organism: Nelumbo nucifera (sacred lotus)
Lineage: Eukaryota; Viridiplantae; Streptophyta; Magnoliopsida; Proteales; Nelumbonaceae
Source: RefSeq, a predicted model, not a curated record
GCAGAGUAGUGGAAGGUGGGGGCCGUUGAAUUUGUUGUCGAUGUCAUUGCCCCAAGUGUCAUGUUCAUGGAGUCUACUCCCACCACGCAACGUCAUAAAGCACCAGUACCAACUAUUCUUCUUGGCUGCUUUUCAUUUCUCUGUUUGAUUCUUCUUCUUCUUCCUCCUCCUAUCUCCUCUGCUGUUUCUUUCACUUUCCACAGUCUCUAAUCGCGGCCACCUAGAUUUUCCUUCUUAAAAAAACAGUCAAUCUUUAUUUUUGGGUUUCUCUUUUUGGUCGGUGUAUCACGUCAAAAAGAUAUUUUUUUUUUAACAGAAAGUGAGUUUUGGUUAUGAGGAUUUCUUUUCUUUUUCAGUAAGCUCUGUAUUUGAGAAAUGGAAGACGAGGGGUGAAUUCUGAACAUGUCCUGAAUUGGUUUUUUUUUUUUAUUAUCCUUCCGUUUUCCUAGUUCAGGAAAGAAAGAAAACCUUGAUUGAUGCUUUGGGAGGAUCUUCUGACUUCUGUAGUAGAAGACUAGAAGUUUAAGAUUUCAGUCUGUUACUCGGAAAGAUGAGAAAACUUGACGUUAAAGGACUGAGAAUUGUGAUUUCCACAUGAGCUUUAUUGGAGGUGAAUUUAGUGAUUGAAAUUGGUUUGCUUAUACGUAAAUUACCCGAAAAUGCAGAGAGGAGGGAGAUUCUGGAUUCUGCUAAAAUUGUAAAGCAAGGUCCUGCCAAGCUUUUACUUAUUUACUGUUUAGAAUUGAAGUUUGCGUGGACGAAUUGUUGAAGUAAUCUCUCUAUCUUUGAUCCUGGAAGUCAGAGCAGCUUUAGUUAUCCUAUUUGGUCUUUCAGUCGAAGGAAUAUCCGUUUUACCAGAAGAAGAAAGAGAUAUUCCAUUCUUUUGUUGGAAUCCAUUGCUAUUGCUUUACCUCCUUAGAAAGCUUGCAGUCUGGAAUUGGAACUUGGUGUUGUUCUUCCUUCAGAGAUAUCUCCCUCCGCUUCUUCUCUUCAUCUUCUUCCACCUACUGAAAUUAAUUCUCAUAAUUUCAGGAUGAUGUUAGUGCAGUCGAUUUGGCUCAACACCAGGUGGUAAAGUUAAAUAGUCAUUCAAUAUGGCGAAAAGGUCACAAAAACGACGUCCUCGGCGUGAAAAAGACCAGUUGGGGUGUAUUUGGGGCUUGAUUAGUAUUUUUGACUUCCGCCAGGGUCAUUUCACUCUAAAACUGCUAUCUGAUAGGAGGCGUGGGAGCAGGAAUGCUUCUGAUGCUGGAUAUUCAAGGAAUAAACUUAACUUGCUGAAUGUUCCUGACAAAAAGUGUGGAGACACUGAUGAUGUUGACAAAAGUAAGAUACAUGAAGUUGAUAGUGAUAUGAAAAGUGUGAAGAAACACAUGGAAGAGCAGAUGUCAUAUGAGAAACACCAAAAUAAGCAGAUAACCAGUGCUUCAUUAGAACAAAUACAAUGUGAUUUAGGAGGCAAGGGUCACAAGGGGAAGAAUCAUAAACAGAGAAACAGUAGUUGCAACAAUGAUUGUGAUGUAAACAACACCCAUGAGUUGAAAGCUUCUACAAGCUUGGAACAUCAGCAGCCUUUUCACCCAGAUUCAGUGGAAGAAUCUCUAAACAACAUCAAUCUAGCUGCACUGAUGGAAGAGUUCUUUAGCCAGAUCCAUCAACAUCUGGAAAUACCUCUGCGGCAUGACAGUGAAAGAGAUCCUUUUGAUGUACAAAGAAAUACUCAAUGUGAGACUUGCAACCAGCUUGAUGGGAUCAACAUGCUGUUGAUUCAACAACAUUCUAUUCUCCAAGAAAAGCUGAAUGAAGCUACUAAGAGAUUUCUAAGCCAGAAAUCCAUUAAUGUUAAACAACUAACUGGAGAUAGGGAAAUCCACCAGUUCAAUCAAUUUAUUGAUGCCAUAGAAAUACUUAACACAAACAAGGAAUUAUUUCUAAAACUUCUACAGAAUCCAAACUCACUAUUUACAAAAUAUGUUCAAGAGCUACAGGAUUCACAGGCUGAGAAAGUUGAACAAACUGAACUAUUAGCAGAGGAGAAGUUGUCAGAAGAAGAAAUUAGUAACUCAAGUCGACGUGAAGAGCUUAUCCAUGGCAAAAAUAUUCAGAAACAGAAAAUGCAUAAUUUUUUCAGGAGGAAGAAGUCUCGAGUCAAAGACCCAUCAGUGGAAAGUGAAAGUCCUCAGGCUUCCAGUAAAAUAGUCAUUUUGAAGCCUACAACAGCCGUGCGAUAUUCUGAAACUCAUUGCGGCUACUCACCACAAUCUCAUUACAGCCUGAGAAAUGAAGAGCUGAGCAUGGAACUCACCUCACAUUUUUCUCUUAGAGAAAUAAAAAGAAGGUUAAAGCAUGCCAUGGGAGAAAGAAAGGAAGGAGAUGGAACUCCCAUGGUUGCUAUGAGACAUACCAUUCCUUACAAGAAUCAGCAUUCAAGUAGUGGUGGAAAAGAAACUACAACAGAGAUGUUUGGAAAGGGACUGCCAAGUAGUUCCCAUUUCCAUGUUGAAAAGUUUAUGAAACCCUCCACCAAUGUCAAGAAGGGCAAGCCAAAAGAUCAUGAAUUAAGAAAUGGACACAAGAAUGUUUCAAGUGGUAUUGGUAGCUAUGAAAAUUUAAACAUGGCAACCGCUGAAUAUUGCAAAGAAAGAGAAUCAAACAUCUACAGUGAGGCUAAGAAACAUCUUGUAGAUAUGUUCAUCACUGAAGAUGAAGAUGAGUAUUUGUCAAGCAGGCCAGUGACAAAAAAAUUGGGAAGGAUUCUCUCUCUGCCUGAAUAUAACUUGUCACCAAUAUUCAGUCCUGCUAGGGAUGGGGAAAAUAGCUCUGUAAAUGCACAGAUGAGGUCUUCCCAUUAUGACAAUGUUAGAGAUGGAAUUUGUCUAAGUCCAUUGAAGAAGAAUAUAGAAACUCCACCAUGCCCUGAUAACAGUAAACCUGACAGCCAAAUGAACGUCUCCAACUUAAAUCUGAAUGUGUCAGAGGAGAUUGAAAGCACCUGUACUGUUAAAGAAGUGCCAAGUCCAAAAGGUAAUUUGGUUAUUGUGGAAGUAGCCGAUACUUUAUCUGCAGAAAGCAAUGUCCUGGAUGAGCCCUCAGAGCUAAGUAGUAAUAAUCCCAACAGCAGGACCAACCAGAGAACUGACACAACCAAAAUCAAUGAGGAAGAAGUAUCUUCUGAAUGGUCAAGACCGGAAUCACCUAAAGAGAAUCAGUCGUCAACACCUCCAUUAAGUUCUCCAUUGUCAAGCUCUCUACUCAUUGAGAAAGUAGAUCUGGAAGGAAUCGACAAAAGAGUAGAACAGCCAAGUCCAGUAUCUGUUCUUGAUCCACUCUUAGAAGAUAUUAUCAGCCCUGCCAGCAUUCCAUCCCAGUUUGCUGAACCACCAAUUCAACCACUACAUAUUAAUUUUUGUGAAGACUCCUCAGCUCCAGUCUUAACAACUUAUGCUCCAGAAAUCAAUUCGAGGAGUUGCAUGGAAAACAAGAGGUCUAUUUUUAAGUAUGUAAGUGCAGUGUUGGAAGCAUCUGGGUUGAGCUCAUCAGGUGAAUUCUUGAGGGGAUGUCAUUCCUCAGACUACAUACUUGAGCCUUCCUUGUUCGACGAAGUAGAGGUGAUCACUUCCCAACUUUGUGGUGAUCGGAAGCUCCUCUUUGAUUGUAUUAAUGAAAUCCUUGUCGAGAUGUAUCAGUGCUAUUUUAGUUGCACCCCUUGGGUUUCAUUUGUCAAACCCAACACCCGUCCAGUGCCUGUGGGGAAACAUAUCAUCGACGAAGUAUGGGAAGGCAUGGAUUGGCAUAUCCAACCACAGCUGCCACAACAAACACUGGACCAGAUUGUUGGAAAGGACAUGGCUAAAUCAGGAGCAUGGAUGGACCUCAAACUUGACACAGAGAAUAUUGGUUCCGAAAUGGGAGAAGCCAUUCUAGAAGAUUUGAUGGAGGAAACCAUAUCUGAGUUGUGGACGUGAAAUCUGAAUGUUGGAGACUAUUUUCUAUGCUUUCGUUCAGUGGGAAACAGCAGGGAACAAGGAAACAACUUGUAGAAGUGGAACACAACUUCUGGAAUUUGGAUCCUUUCCAAUCUCUGGUCUGCUUCAUGGCUAUUAUCCCCUGAAAAAUGUGACAAUACAUCAGACCGGUCCCUUCACAGUUGAAUUCGACUUUCUUCUGACCAUGGCCAUCAGUUUGGAGUUCUCUUCUGGAUUGUUACCAUUUUUUCCAACUAUCCAUGAGAACGCAGUAGGUCUGAUCUUACAAUCUUUCAGUUUGAUUGACUUUGUAGCAUAAGAUGCAAUCUUUGCGUCUUUGUAGGAGGUGAAGAGUGUGGUUUGAAGGUGUUGGUUGACGAUAGAUCGUUUCAGUUGGUAACGAACUGUUUUUCUUUUGCUAAUUCUUUGAUUCUCUCUUUUCUUUUUAUCCUGAAGAUUGGUUCUGUUGUUUUUGGUUACAGUUGGUUUAUGUUCAACCCAAGUUUGGGAGCCUUGUAAUUAUAUAGCUAAACGAGAAAAACAUAAAGGUUACAUCCGAGUGGGUUUUCUCUGA